Molecule: messenger RNA, 1864 nt
Organism: Pseudophryne corroboree (corroboree frog)
Lineage: Eukaryota; Metazoa; Chordata; Amphibia; Anura; Myobatrachidae
Exons: 5
Coding region: 11-1813 (600 amino acids)
Source: RefSeq, a predicted model, not a curated record
UUUUUCAGAGAUGUCCGAGGAAGAAGCAAGGAGGCUUUCUCUAUCCGCACAGGAAGAAGAAUCCUCGGAAAGACAGCAACAAACAUCACCAACCGACCAUGGCAGAGUUUCGCAUGAAGAAGCGGACUCGGGAGAAGAAUCCAGCAGCAGGGCACCCAACUUCACAGAUGAAGAAACGGACACCCUAAUCAAUCAAGUUGUUCAUCACUCCUUUCAACUUUUCGGAUCGCCGGCAAGAAAUGUUCAUCACCGAUUCAAGGGAACGACGUGGAAUGAAAUCUCUGAAUCAGUUUCUUUGGGAGGUGGGUUCAAGCGAAGCAACGAAAGUUGCAAGAAAAGGUUACGCGACUGUAGAAGAUCCGUCAAUCUCAAGAUCCAAAAAGGGCAAAAAUUACACAAGGAUUGGGAAAAGAAGAUGGAGAACUACUUCGUACUUGUGCAGGAAGAAAUGGCAGGAACCAGUGCAGAAGGAGCCACAAAAUAUUCUACGCCAACAAAACAUAGCACGCCACAAACGGAAACAACGCCAAAGAAGAAAACAAAAUCGCAGAAAGAUUCCACAGUUAAGGCAAAGAGAAGAGUUUCUUUUGGAUAUCCGACAACUGGAGGAGGUGCUGAGGAUACCGAAACCCAGAUACAGCAUACAAUAUUGCCGAUUGAUUCAACACUGCAAGCAGCGACACUUCAAGCAGAAUCAGCCCAGAUGCACCCACCCACGGUGCAGGAAGAAACAUCAUCCCAACAGCCACUUCCAGAAGAAAAUUCAUCACAGGGGCACCCACAGACACUGCCAGAAGAGUCCUUUUCACAGAGCUACCCUGCAAUUGGAGACCAUAAUCUUGUUGAAAGAACAGAGCAAAUUCCGGACAUGGAAACUUCAGGCAGUGUACCAGAAGUCCUUGAAUCAAAAACACCGGAAACUACGCCAGGAGAGUCAUCACUCAAUCUAAUACUGGAAGCUUUAAAGAACAUGGACCAAUGUAGAGCUGAAGAAAGCCAAAGGAUUAAUAAUCGUUUGGACAACAUGGAACAGAACAUCGACCAUAUCAAGACAGCUGUUGUUCAACAAAAUGACGCAAUGAUAUCGCUGGCCCGAUACUACGAUCAACUUGUGUCAGCACAUAUGUCGGUGGUUGGACAUUGCAAGAGCAUGGAGCAGAAGAUUGAACAGAUCAGCACCCAACAAAAUGAACAGCGGGAUGGAGAAUCCCAUCAGGAACAACUCUGUCGACAACACAAUGAUUCUCUGGAACAUAUUUCAUUGCAAUGCCAACAGAUUGGAACAGGCCUUCAAAGCAUGCUACUGUGGCAACAACAGUGCAACCUAAACACAAGCAUGAUUUCAACAAGCCUGCAGCUGAUGACAGACGAAGGAAGAAGAUUGCACAGCGCACAACCACAGCAGGCAGAACGAAGUUCGGAAGUCACAACACCAUCAAACAGAACAUCAAUUGAUCAAGAAAUGUAUGCUCAAGAAGAGAGAGGAGAUCUGGCUUAUCAAAGAGCAUUGUCAGUUUUGAGACUGCAGCGUCAAAGGUCAGAAGAAUUGGAGCAGUCCAUAAUACAGCAAGAGAUGUGGAACAGAGCACAGCAGGAGAUGUUGGAACAAGCACAGACAGUUAUGUGGAACAGAGCACAGGAGGAGCAUGCCCGAGCCCAGGAGGAACAUGCCCGAGCCCAGGAGGAACAUGCCCGAGCCCAGGAGGAGCAUGCCCGAGCCCAGGAUGAGCAUGCCACAGCACCGGAGGAGCAUGCCACAGCCCCGGAGGAGCCGUCAGGAUCCCAGGAGGAGCCGUCCACAACAGCAAACUAGCCGGACACAGGGACCAGUCCGCUAAUCAAGCACAGAGGCUGGCAUAGAGCU